Messenger RNA from Brassica napus (rape), 3721 nucleotides. Its product is annotated as respiratory burst oxidase homolog protein E. The record is from RefSeq and is a predicted model, not a curated record. Gene Ontology annotation, cellular component: plasma membrane. The transcript is spliced from 13 exons. NCBI's taxonomy places the organism in Eukaryota, Viridiplantae, Streptophyta, Magnoliopsida, Brassicales, Brassicaceae. Gene Ontology annotation, molecular function: NAD(P)H oxidase H2O2-forming activity; calcium ion binding; peroxidase activity. Bases 277 to 3468 code for a protein of 1063 amino acids.
ACGACUUGGCCACACACACACACUAAAAAAGAAAAAAAACUAAGCGUUGAAAAUUGUGUGUAAUUGUUUGUAUCGAUCGGUUGAGAAGUGCCUCUCUUGUUUUCUGAUUUUCUCUCUCUUUUAUUGUUCUUUACACAUUCUUCUUCUACUUUGUUUUUGUUUUUGUUUUUGUUUUCUCACCUCCUCGUCUCUUCUUCCAUGGCCAUCGGUGAAAAUAAAAGAGGAGAUAUAUAUUUAAUUUAAUAUAAAUCUUAUAUUUGCGUAGGUGGUUGAUUAAUGAAGUUAUCGCCUCUGAGUUUCUCAACGCAAUCUAGUUUCAGUCACGGCGGAGAUGGCUACGACGACGGUGUGGAGUUAAGACCGUCACCAUCCACCGGCGGCGCAAUGCUGCCGGUUUUUCUCAACGGUUUGACUCGUGAUGGAGACUCUGGAAGCGGAAGCAGCUGGGAAAGAGAGCUCGUGGAGGUGACUCUGGAGCUCAACGGCGACGACUCCAUCGUCGUCUGCGGAAUGUCGGAGGCCACGUCUGAUUCUCAGCCGAGAUCGGUUAAUGUCUCGGGAAGGUUAACGAGGAGUCUAUCCACGACGCCGACGAGGAUCAGGCAGACGUUCGGGAGGUUACUAAGGUCGGAUUCAAUGAGACCAACGACUUCUUCAGUCUCCGCGACGGAGACGGGAAGGUUAACGAGGAGUCUAUCCACGACGCCUUCGAGGAUCCACAAGACGUUCGGGAGGUUACUGAGGUCGGACUCGACAAGAACAACGACUUCUUCAGCCUCCCGGGAGAGAGAUUUGGAGCGUCAGACGGCGACGGAGACGACGGGGAGGUUAACGAGGAGUCUAUCGACGGCGUCUUCGAGGAUUCGGAAGACGAUUGGGAGGUUACUGAGGUCGGACUCGACGGCUUCUAGAGAUGUGGAGCGUCAGGGAGCGGCGGGGACAGAGACGCCGAUCAUGUCCGCGAGGAAUAGACGGAGGGAAAACGCAAUUCUACAGCGAUCAACGUCGAGCGCAAAGAGAGCGCUUAAGGGAUUACAAUUCAUCAACAAAACCACGAAAGGAAACAGCUGCGAUUGUAAUCGUGAUGGCGAUUGCGAUUGCGAUUGCGAUUGCGAUCAGAUGUGGAAGAAAGUUGAGAAACGAUUCGAAUCGCUUUCUAAAGAAGGGUUGCUUGCGCGAGAAGAUUUCGGAGAGUGCGUUGGGAUGAAGGAUUCGAAGGAGUUCGCGGUUAGUGUGUUCGAUGCUUUGGCUAGAAGAAGAAGACAGAAGCUGGAGAAGAUAACGAGCGAUGAACUUCACGAUUUCUGGUUACAGAUAUCUGAUCAAAGCUUCGACGCGCGUCUUCAAAUCUUCUUCGAUAUGGUUGACAGCAAUGAAGACGGGAGGAUCACUAGUCAAGAAAUCAAAGAACUUCUAAUGCUAAGCGCAUCAGCAAACAAGUUAGCAAAACUCAAGGAACAAGCAGAAGAGUACGCAUCUCUGAUCAUGGAAGAACUCGAUCCAGAGAAUCUUGGAUACAUUGAGUUAUGGCAACUCGAGACACUCUUACUUCAGAGAGACGCAUACAUGAACUACAGUAGACCGCUUAGCACGACAAGCGUUGGAAUGAGUGGAAUGAGUUCACCAAGACGGAAUCUCAUUAGACCUCGUCAUGUGGUUCGAAAAUGUAGACAAACGCUUCAGUGUUUGGUUCUAGAUAACUGGCAACGAAUAUGGGUUCUGUUAUUAUGGGUCAUUCUUAUGGCCCUUCUCUUCGUCUGGAAGUUUUUUCAGUACAGAGACAAAGCUGCGUUUAAAGUCAUGGGUUAUUGUUUAACCACUGCUAAAGGAGCUGCAGAGACUCUCAAGCUCAACAUGGCUCUUGUUCUGUUACCUGUUUGUAGAAACACCUUGACUUGGCUGAGAUCUACACGCGCUCGAGCUUUUGUUCCUUUUGAUGAUAACAUCAACUUCCAUAAGAUUAUUGCUUGUGCCAUAGUGAUUGCGAUACUUGUUCAUGCUGGUACUCAUUUGGCGUGUGAUUUUCCACGGAUUAUAAAUUCGAGUCCAGCAGAUUUUGCAUUGAUCGCUUCUUACUUCCAUGGUGUUAAGCCCACAUUCAAAGACCUGAUGACAGGUGCAGAAGGAAUCACUGGGAUCUCUAUGGUGAUCUUGACAACCAUUGCCUUCACAUUAGCAUCAACUCAUUUCAGGAGAAACCGUGUGAGGCUACCUGCACCACUUGAUCGGUUAACUGGCUUUAACGCCUUUUGGUACACUCAUCACCUUCUAGUGGUUGUCUACAUAAUGCUCAUUGUGCAUGGGACCUUCCUAUUCUUUGCUGAUAAGUGGUAUCAAAAAACUACUUGGAUGUACAUCUCGGUUCCUCUGGUGGUCUACGUGGCAGAACGAAGUCUGCGAGCUUGUAGGUCCAACCAUUACUCUGUCAAAAUCCUCAAGGUUUCUAUGUUACCUGGGGAAGUACUCAGCUUAAUCAUGUCAAAGCCUCCUGGAUUUAAGUACAAGAGUGGUCAAUACAUAUUCUUGCAGUGUCCAACAAUCUCUAGAUUUGAAUGGCAUCCGUUUUCUAUUACCUCUGCGCCAGGAGAUGACCAACUUAGUGUACACAUCCGAACACUCGGAGACUGGACAGAGGAGCUACAACGAGUUCUAACAGUGGGUAAAGAUCUUUCAACAUGCCUGAUUGGCCGAUCGAAAUUCUCUGCCUAUGGCAAUACUGAUUCAUCACAACAACCAAAACUAUUAGUAGAUGGUCCAUAUGGAGCCCCAGCACAGGACUACAAAAGUUAUGAUGUCUUGCUCCUAAUUGGAUUGGGGAUAGGAGCUACUCCUUUCAUAAGCAUACUCAAGGAUCUACUGAACAACUCAAGAGAAGAACAAACAGUAAGCCAGACUCAGUGCACCAGAAGAAACCUUUUGCACCAAAUACAUAACAUCUCUUUACUUGUUCUGGCGCAGGACAAUGAAUUCAGCAAAUCAGAUUUCAGCUGGAAUAGCAAUACAUCUUCAUUUACCACAAUAACUCCAAGUUCAACACAAGGAGGGAAAAAGAAAGCAGUGAAGGCUCACUUCUACUGGGUCACAAGGGAGCCUGGAUCCGUUGAAUGGUUUAGAGGUGUAAUGGAGGAAAUAUCAGACAUGGACUGCAGAGAGCAAAUUGAGUUGCACAACUACCUUACUAGCGUAUAUGAUGAAGGAGAUGCAAGAUCAACUCUGAUAAAGAUGGUCCAGGCUUUGAACCAUGCCAAACAUGGAGUUGAUAUUCUAUCCGGGACACGGGUGAGAACACAUUUUGCAAGGCCAAACUGGAAGGAAGUCUUCAGUAGCAUAGCAAGAAAGCAUCCAAAUUCAACAGUCGGAGUGUUUUACUGCGGCAUACCAACCGUGGCAAAGGAGUUGAAGAAGCAAGCACAAGAAAUAAGUCAGAAAACAAGCACACGGUUCGAGUUUCAUAAAGAGCAUUUCUAAUUGAUGUCAGCUACGAUCAUCACUUUCCUUUUUGAGUGAGAGCUUAAAAAUCAAGCAAGCCAGUUUCAAAAAAAUAAUAAAAAAAAUCAAGCCAGCCAUUAUUUUUUCUUUUCUUCUCAUGCUAACUUCACAGUCACUUAGCAAAAUAGAUUACAUUCACUAUGUCGCAUGGAAACAUUGUCCUGCAUGUUUGUAUAGACCGGCCUAAAGGCAUGAUCAAAAUAACAAGUAAAAGUUUCUUUACCGAAUGAAA